AUUUAAAUACGAUUUAAACGCUAACGGUCGCUGCGCGCGCUGAUGGCUGCUGGUCGCUUGCAGGGUAGGAGAGACAGGAGAGAGAAAGAAGCACUAGAAAUGAGGAUGUUUACAUUGAAUACGCGACGAUGUUUUAAAUAUUUUAUGCAGGUUAUUGAUUUAUGUUUCGUGAACCAGUGCUGUGAGAGGUGAAUGCGACAUUCAUGAGCUUUUGGUGGUUUAAGAUAUGGCUUCUCGUUCAGAGGUACGUGGGUCGGAGAGCUUUAAAAGCAUGCCGGGCUCUGGUUACGGCGUCCGUUCCUACCUACACUAUUUCUACGAGGAGUGCACGGCCUCCGUGUGGGACCAGGAGGAUGUGCAGAACCAACGCUCAUUCAGGUGGUGGAGUUCAGGCCUCUGCAAGGUGUCCCUUGCACUUGGAGCAGUAGUGUUAGCCGUUGGAUUGGUGGUGUUGGUCGUGGGUUUCUCCGUUCCGUCCCGGAUCGAGGCGUUCGGUGAGGGCGAGCUGCUCUUUGUGGAUCGGCAGGCCGUGCAGUACAACCACGGCCUGAACGUGUGCGUACAGGCCGGUACCGGGAUGCUGAGCCUUGGGGGGCUGAUGUUGGCCGCUGGCCUGCUGUUGUCUGCUUUCUCCGGAGCAACACCUCGUCCACUUCCUACAGGGAGAAAGAAGGGGAUGAUGGGAGGUGGAAGUGAAGAAGGUGAAAGGAGUCCGGCAAAAGUAGUCAGUAAAGCUCCCAGUCCGGCAGCAGGUGAUGGAUCUGUGCCCAUCACUCUGUAUAAAGUGGAGAAUGUUCAGCCGUAAGUGAUCCCUAAAAAAAGCGACCCCAAGACCUGGGAGCAUCUAGUCAGUUUGGCUCUAAUGCAGUACAUACAGCAACCUAGAUUGUUUAUUUGAUAGUUGAAUAAUUUCAGUUCACUUUGUGGCAUUGCCUCUUAAUUCCAUGUCAGUUAUUAUGAUCGACUAUAGCUGGCAACCUCUAAGUGCCCAUAUAAAUAGGGCUAACUGCGUCCAUUAAAAGUAGCAGUGGUAUUCUGCUGGUUGGGUUUAUUUUUAGAGGAUAUUUAGUUAGAUGUAAUCCAAGAAUCACGGUGUAUCUCUGUACUGGCAUGAGAUUGAAGCUGACUUGGUGUCCCCAGGUCUUUCCAUACUACUGAAAAAAGGGGAAUCAUUGAUGUUGGAGUGAAUGGUAAAAAUGAUCGAAUCUUUCUUGCGUUUCUAAUUGAUUUGUUUUAAUGUCACAAGUUUCAAAUUCUUAAUUCAUUCAUUGUUUACCACCAAUUUAUCCGGGUCAGGGUCGCGGUGGGUCUGCUUUAUUGGGUGAAAUGCAGCAAACACCCUGGACAGGGUAAUUUCUAGUAGCUUUAAUUGGCCUGACUGCAUGUCAUUGGACUUGUGGAAGGAAACGGGAGCGCCCGGAGGAAACCCACACUGACACAGGGAGAACAUGCAAACUCCACACAGAAAGGAAAUCAAAUCCAUGCCCUUUUUGCUGUACGGCAAGGCACUACUUUAUAUAUAUAUAUUGUUUAUGCAUUUUCUCCCUUUUAGGGAGAUGCUUCAUAUCCACCAAUGCCGAUCCCCGCUCUGAUUGAUGAGAACGAAGCUAACCCACACACGGGCAGAAGCCGUAUGCAUUUUGUCACCUACACUUUGACGAAUGCAGUGCAGCUCAGCACUGUGUACGGAGAGACACACCCUGAGAGCUCUCUUUCCUCACCUCUGUGCAGGCGCCAUCAAUCAGCCAGCAGAGGUCGUAACUGCACCAGUCAUGGGAGAGAGACCCCAUCCGGCUUAGUCCCGCCCAUAUCUGAACAACAGGCCAAUCGUCGUUCAUGUGGCCGCUCAGCCUCAGACGGCAGGCAGAGCCGAGGUUCGAUACGAUGUAUUCGAGAUCCCAGCUCUGGUUCCAGCGUGUGUCUUUACCGCUGCGCCACCUGAGCGGCCGGCAAGGCACUACUACCCACAAUUUCAAAUUAGCGUUUGGAAAUGUAUUUUUUGCAGUAUUUUAUGAUCGGUGGGCAUCGUAGUGGCACAGCUACAGCUGGUAGAGUGGAGUCUUCACAGCAACAUGGGUCCUGUACAAAAGUGGGUUUAAUCCUGGUCUCCGGAUACUCUCUGUAAAAUGUUUAGCAUGUUCUCUCCAUGUCUGUGUGGGUUUGCUUAAUGUAUUUAGGUUCUACUCUUUUCAACAUGCAGAAAUCAGACUGACUUAACUUAAAUGAACACACAAAGUGUCAUUAGUACUCAUUACAAAUCCAUCCACUUUAACCUGUAAUGGGUUUUAUUCCUCAUUAAUGUUCCGAGUUCCGUUUGAUUGCGUAAUUAUUUGUGUAUUUCAGUAUUUUCUGUGAGAAAUGCUUGUAACGUGAAGGAAUAAAUGAUCAGCAUACUCAAAUGUC
Molecule: messenger RNA, 2403 nt
Organism: Trichomycterus rosablanca
Lineage: Eukaryota; Metazoa; Chordata; Actinopteri; Siluriformes; Trichomycteridae
Gene: nrsn1l
Product: neurensin 1-like
Exons: 3
Coding region: 227-805 (192 amino acids)
Biological process (GO): nervous system development
Cellular component (GO): neuronal cell body; neuron projection; transport vesicle
Source: RefSeq, a predicted model, not a curated record